Messenger RNA from Mesorhabditis spiculigera, 210 nucleotides. NCBI's taxonomy places the organism in Eukaryota, Metazoa, Nematoda, Chromadorea, Rhabditida, Rhabditidae. The record is from the annotation of a GenBank genome assembly.
AUGCGGUUAACUAUCGGAACGAUCGUCCUCCGGCUCCUCCUCGUGCUCCUUGGCGUCAACAGUAUCGCGAUGGCGGCGAGCAUCAAGCGGACGCAGGACCUGCGCUACGGCCCGAUCAUUCUUGAGCUCCAGGAGGCACAUCCAACCUUCAAAUUCCCGACCUUCUCGAAGACGCGGACACGCUCCACCUACGCCACGGCGUUUCUCUCA